UCACAAAGUGGAUAGUAAAGUUAAUACUGCUGAAAUUAUAACAAAAAAAGAUGAUCUAUAUAUUUUAAUCGAACGUAAUCAUAAAGAAACAGAAGAAGCUGAGCGUGAAACAGAAAGAAUUUUGAAUUCUAACUAA
Molecule: messenger RNA, 136 nt
Organism: Racocetra persica
Lineage: Eukaryota; Fungi; Glomeromycota; Glomeromycetes; Diversisporales; Gigasporaceae
Source: the annotation of a GenBank genome assembly